Molecule: messenger RNA, 2834 nt
Organism: Quercus robur (English oak)
Lineage: Eukaryota; Viridiplantae; Streptophyta; Magnoliopsida; Fagales; Fagaceae
Product: casein kinase 1-like protein HD16
Exons: 19
Coding region: 286-2319 (677 amino acids)
Biological process (GO): endocytosis; peptidyl-serine phosphorylation; signal transduction
Cellular component (GO): nucleus; cytoplasm
Molecular function (GO): ATP binding; protein serine/threonine kinase activity
Source: RefSeq, a predicted model, not a curated record
UCGUUGCUUCUCUUUCUCUCUCUAACACAAACCCACACACGCACACCCACCCCACCCAAGUCACGACCAUCAAUUCUUUUAUAGCCAUCGUCUUCCUUCCAUUCACAGCCUCCAUACGUUCAAAGUUUCAAUCUUGUUCAACUUUUGUGCACGGCCUUUGUGAUCAUUCGUCUCCUAACACAAAUUUAAGUUCAUCUAACAAGCCAAGGUUAAAUUUCAAUUGUAUUAAGUUCUUUGGGGUUGGGGAGGAAGGUAGAAAAAAAUUUCCCUUUGCAUGGGAAAAGAAUGCCGGAUUUGAGAAGUGGAGUUCGGCGAUCAAAGAGGGUCAAUAAUGUCCAAGAGAAUGCUGACGUUGUAGUUCCAGCUGUUUGUCCUGGUGCUGGAAAAGGUCCAGCUGGUAGAGGCAGAGGUAGAGGGUUUAGAACUAUGAAUCAAGGUAAGAAUGCCAAGCCUCUUGGUACUGGAGCUGGUGGCCGGGGACGCGGGGCUUUGGAUUUACCAGGGAGAGAGGUGGUUGCCAUUCAGGAUGAGCCGGUGGUUCAGAAAAGUGCGGAAAAAUUAGCUGCUGCUGGAAAGGAGGGAAGCACAAGUCCACUUCCUGAAAGAGUUCAGGUUGGUAAGUCCCCUGUGUACAAGUUAGAUAGAAAGCUAGGCAAAGGGGGUUUUGGGCAAGUAUAUGUUGGAAGAAGAGUGACCGGUGGAGCAGGGCGCUCUGGGUCUGAUGCCUCUGAGGUUGCUUUGAAAUUUGAGCAUCGAAAAAGUAAAGGAUGCAAUUGUGCUCCUCCUUAUGAGUGGCAAGUAUAUAGCACUCUUAAUGGGUGCUAUGGACUACCCUUGGUCUAUUACAAAGGUCAACAAGGAGACUACUAUAUCCUAGUGAUGGACAUGCUAGGCCCUAGUUUAUGGGAUGUCUGGAACUCUAGCAACCAGUCGUUGUCCGUAGAGAUGGUUGCUUGUAUAGCAGUGGAGGCAAUAUCAAUUCUAGAGCAGCUUCAUUAUAAAGGUUUUGUACAUGGAGAUGUUAAGCCAGAGAACUUUUUGCUUGGUCAGCCUGGAACACCUAAUGAAAAGAAGUUGUAUCUUGUUGAUCUUGGUUUGGCUUCAAGAUGGAAGGAUGCUUCUUCUGGUCGUCAUGUUGAUUAUGACCAGAAGCCUGAUGUUUUCAGGGGAACCGUUCGUUAUGCAAGUGUACAUGCUCAUUUGGGUAGGACAGGGAGCCGAAGGGAUGACCUUGAGUCAUUAGCAUACACCCUAAUAUUUCUCCUUAGAGGGAAACUUCCCUGGCAAGGUUAUAUUGGAGAAAACAAAGGAUUUCUUGUUUGUAAGAAGAAGAUGGCAACUUCUCCUGAGAUACUAUGUUGCUUGUGUCCUCCUCCUUUUCAACAAUUUUUUGAGAUGGUGACCAAUAUGAAGUUUGAUGAAGAACCAAAUUACUCAAAGCUAGUUUCCCUUUUUGACAACAACAUGUGUUCCAAUGCAACAUUGCGACCUAUCAGAACUGAUGGAGCUAUAAAGGUGGGUCAAAAAAGGGCAAGAUCACUUGUUGAGUUAGAAGAUGGUGGGCAGCUUAAUAAGAAAGUUCGACUAGGAACUCCUGCCACCCAAUGGAUCUCAGUCUAUAAUUCCCGAUCAGCAAUGAAGCAGAGGUAUCACUACAAUGUUAUGGAUUCAAGACUAAACCAGCAUGCGGAUAAAGGAAGAGAAGAUGGUUUGUACAUUAGCUGUGUAUCUUCAUCAUUGAAUUUGUGGGCCAUCGUUAUGGAUGCAGGGACAGGUUUCACAUCCCAGGUUUAUGAACUAUCACCCAUGUUCUUGCAUAAGGAGUGGAUAAUGGAACAGUGGGACAAGAAUUACUACAUCACUUCAGUGGCUGGUGCAUGCAAUGGCAGUGCCUUGGUGGUAAUGUCCCAAGGGGUGCCUUACACUCAGCAGUCCUACAAAGUCAGUGAUGUUUUUCCUUUCAAAUGGAUCAAUAAGAAGUGGAAAGAAGGCUUUUCAGUCACCUCCAUGACCACUGCAGGUAGCAAAUGGGGUAUUGUCAUGUCCCGAAAUGCAGGUUAUUCUAAUCAGGUUGUUGAACUUGAUUUCCUCUAUCCAAGUGAAGGGAUUCAUAGAAGAUGGGAGGGUGGAUAUAGGAUCACCUCUACUGCUGCUACUGCAGAUCAAGCUGCAUUUAUACUUAGUGCACCCAAGAGGAAAUCACUAGAUGUGGCACAAGAAACUCUGAGGACAUCAGCUUUUCCUUCUAACCAUGUUAAGGAGAAAUGGUCAAAGAAUUUAUAUAUCUCAUCUAUCUGUUAUGGGAGAACAGUGUCUUGAAGUUUCGGACUUGGAUAGAAGAAGAAAUUGCACUUGCAUUGUUAGCAGGCUGGCGAUUGCAUGGCACCACCUGUUAUUGGUCCUAUUGCUGGGGCUUUUGAGUGGCUCGGAAUGUUUUGGAGUAAGCAUAAAGUUGCUUUCAUUCAUGUAGUCUUGCCUGCGAAGAAAAGCGUACAGAAAGAAGCUUGAAUUAUGCCGGCAUCAUUCUUUUUGGUCAUGUCUGGCAGAGGCUGUUCAAUUCUGUACAGUUCCCUGUGGAUGGGGUUUAUCCUAUGUUUUCUGUAAUAGUUUGAUACGAAUAGGAUCAGCAAUUUGAAACCUUUAAUAGGCCGUUAAAGUUUGAAAAAGGAUCAGAGAUGUUCGACAGCUCUGUUAGUGCUGCAACAGUGGUUUACCUCAAAAUAUGUCAUGUCAUUGUUAUGAUCAUAAAGGCUUGUAUCAUUAUCAAUGGAUGUAUGUUGUAACAAUAUUACAUAUUUUUUUUUUAUGAAUUAUAAUGAGUUUCAUUAGAAAAA